This is a messenger RNA of Durusdinium trenchii, 4664 nucleotides long. Lineage: Eukaryota; Dinophyceae; Suessiales; Symbiodiniaceae. The record is from the annotation of a GenBank genome assembly.
UGUAUUUUCAACCACGCCCGAGCGCCAUGAAUUACUGCCGAUGCAAUAUCCUUCUGGAGCACAGGCGUGACAUACUUUCCACAAAUCGCCGAUGCUUUCAGACGACGCGGAUCUGUGCGAUGAGGUCCUCCAUACUGUUGCCCGCGCCUUCCGCGCAUGGCAGCAAGCGCUGGUGCAGGCGAAGAAGAUACGCCUGGAGUCAGCAGAGCCACAAGAGCCACAAGCGCCGCGAGCAGAGCCACGAGCAUCAGUGGCCAAACUCCUUGGCAGUGAAGGCUAUCGGCAGCUCGGUGUCGGGCGUCGAAGCUUUCGAAGUCCACGCUUAUCGCAGGAGGCUCCGGUGGAAGCUGAAGUCGGCAGAACUACAGAAAUUGAGUCCUCUCCACAAGCUGAGCAGAUCGAAGCUGCUUCGUCAACGUACGAGGCUGUCCCAGACAAGCAUGCACAACCAUCUUUGGAUAUCCAACCAGAGGAGGUAGCGCCGAAAGCUCGCCCGCCAGAUGCCGAAGAUCCGGGCCCAGAGCAAGCUGUGCUCCCCAACGAAGCGUCACAGUUCAGCUCUUUGGAGCCACAUGAAGAUCAUGGAGCGGCCCCAGCAUCUCCAGAGACUCCAUCUCCGUCCUCUCCCGUCUUUGCUGUCAUUGAGGACUCGCCAAAACGGAGACCUGGACCCACUAUGUCGGACGACUGCAGCUGGUAUGUGCUAGGAGGAGAGGAGCCACCUCUUCGGGCUUCUGACGGAGUUUCUUGGCACCAGAGAGCCCGAGCUGGGCCAAGUGCACUUCUGCUGGCCGAAACCCGCUUGCGGCAAGGACAACGCAAAUUGGUGGCAUUGUGUUUGACAGCUUGGAGAGAAGGCCUUGGCUUUGCUACAUGCACUUCCUUAUGGGAAGAUGACGAGGAAGACAUGCAACGCUGGCACUUGCGUGGCCUUGAGCUGCGGCUGGAAGAGAGCCAAAGCCUACGUGAGAAGGAGCAGAAAGAAAGUGCCAAGGCAGAAGCGACCCUCAAGGAGCGCCUGAACAGUGAGUUCCAAGCAGAGCUUCAGUCCCAGGCAGUCGAAGCCGAGCGUCAUAGACAGAUGAUGGAGGCAGGCUUUCUGGAGAGACUUCUGGGCGCCGAGCGAGAGAGAGAUAAUUUGCAGGCCCAGAUCAACUACGCAGUGUACGAUGCUCAAAGGGAGAAAGACCUCAUGGAGGCACGCCUGCGUGGAGAACUGGAUGAUGCACACCACCAACAAGAAGUCCAGCAGGCCAAGACCUUCGCCAUCGAACAGGAUGCUCAACGGAUGCGGGAAAUUGAUCAGGCAAAGCUUUCUGCAGUGCUUCAUGACGAGCUGAGACUGAGAGAUGUCCGCGAGGCAAAGAUGGUCGAGGAUGUCCGAAGGCAGCAGGCGGCUGCUCAGCAGAGCAAUGCAGCGCUGGGAGAUCAGCUCCGGCAUGAACGCGCAGAACGGGAGGAGGAAAAACGCCGCUUUGCAGUCUUGCAGCAACAGCUUGAUGCUGCUAAGGCUGAGCUGGUGAAGGAGCAUGCCAGAGCUUUUGACCUGAAGGCUGCACUUGACAACCUGAAGACCGUGCAGGAGUUGCGAGAUGCGGAAGAGAAGAGCCGGAUGGAAGCGGAGGAAAGCCGGCAAGCCUUGCUGCAACAUGUGCAAGAGGUGGAAGAUCAUCGUGCUAGGCUGCAGGCGGAGGUGGAUGAAAUGCAGGCUGGCUACAUUAGCCUGAAGGCUGAAGCUGCUGCAGAGCAAUCCAAAGCCAAGAUUGCUGAGCAGACAUUGAAGGAGCGAGAUGUUCGCGUUGCGCAAUUGCUAGAGGAGAUUCAGAAGCAUCGAUCGCAACAAAAUCUUUUGAAAGACGAGGCUGCAGAGCUUGCUGACCAUCGUGCCUGGCUUGGGGAGGAUCAGCGGUGGCUCCUAACCUUGGAAACUCGAUUGAAGGAGGAGCAGAAAAAGGCUUCUGAGCUCGAAGACCAGCUGCUGAAGGAAAGGGUUAGGUGCGCUCGACGAUUGGAAGACAUGUCCGAAGAGAUUCUGCAAGAGAAGGCCAAAAGGCUUGAGCUACAGAAGCCAGGGCCACCAGAAAGAGAACGCCAGCAGAAGGAGGCAAAGUUUUUGGCAGAGCUCAACGAGUCCAAAAGACAGACACGUGCUUUUGAGCGGGGCUGGAAACAGGCCGUGCUUGAUGCCAAAGAUCUGGAGACACUGCUUGAGAAGGAGCGCCAGCAGCGAAAACUCCUCAGUGACUUCGUAGAGGACUUGGAGAGACGGUGCUUUUCUGUUCACAAGGACUUGCGUCUUGAACAUUUGCCAGAAAUGUUGGCAGACGAGCGGCAGCACUUGGCGCAGAUGACCCAAACGGCCCUGAACUUCGAAGAUCGGUGUGAAAAACUGCAGAAGGUUGUCUCCGACCUUCAAAUCUACACGGAGAAGCUCAGCAUUGAAAGUGCCAAUGGAGCUGUGGCUGCGCGGCGGGCCAGUGACCUUGAAGAGAAGUACAAUGAACUGUCUCUCCACGCGGAUUUCCUGGAGCAAGAACUACGUCGGAACAAGAAGACAGUGGUGAUUCUGGAUGACAGUUGUGCAGGCUUAGAGCAGAAGCUGGCAAAUCAGAGAGACAAUGCAGUCGAAGUGCUUGCUGGCCGCUCCAAGGCAAGACUUCGUUGUGUGGGGCUUCGCUGCCUUUCCGCUUGGCGUCAAUGGCUCAUCAUGGAACAGGCGCAGAAGUGGAGGGAGGCUGAGGCGACGAAGAUUCUGGAAGCGUCAGAUGCAUACGCCUUGCGCCUGCAAGGCCGAACAUCAAACGCUCUUCACAACGUUGGGACUGCUCUUUUUCACCAGCAAUGGCAGACUUUAAUGGUACAUGUAUUCUUGUCGUGGCGUUUGCAUUGCAAAGUUGAGACCUCCGAUGACUGGCGUCGUCACCAGGAACAGAUCACCAGCACUGGGAGAGACCAGGUGCUUAAGAAUCUCUUGGAGACUGCCUUACAAGAGAGCGCCCUUUUGGACGAUGACGAGGAGGAACCGAGCAGCGCAAUGGCUUUGCAGAUACCGAGCAGCCCUCUUGGUCCGAGCGGACCAACCCGUAGCGAUCCUAGUGGCCCUGGCGCUAGUGUGCCCAGCGAGAAGGCUGUUUCUAAAGCAGAGCGGGUGGCGGAAGCUGUCGCAGAGAAAAUGCACAGGCAGCUCUGCGAGGAAUUGCUCAAGGAAACCUUUUCUAUUUGGCACCAGGAUUAUCAAUCUGAGGCUGCGAAGAAAAAAGAAGAGCUAGAACGAAUUGCGAAGAAGAACUACGAAGAGGAGAAGCAAAGGCUGCAGGCAGAGAAAGAAGCUGAGGCUGCCAAAGCUAGAGAGGCAAGGGAGGCACACGAAGCAGAGAUCCACGUUCACCAGGAGGCUUGGGAGCAAAGCCCAGAGGAGCCUGUGGAUAUGCAGAGACUGCGUGAGGCCGAACGUGAGGCACUGCAACGACAGCAGCAGCUGGCUGCAGCAGAACGCGAGGCAUUGGUGGAGCAGAUCAAAGCAGCGCGCCGACAGCAGUCCUUCGAGAUGGAAAUUCUUAAAGAGCAGGUCGCUCGCGCGGAAGAUGCGAGGCGCUCACAGCAAGAAGAGCUGGAGCGGCUAAAGGAAGAGGUGACAAAGGGCUCUGUGUACCAGGAAAUCUUGCAGCAUUUCAAGAUUGCUCCAGUGGCAUCUCAAGGGGUCCUUGACAGCACAGUUGGUCCCCAGACAGUGGUGGGCGCCCCCAGCCAGGUCUCCGCAAAGACUGUUGCAACACGGAGUGUUUCCGUGGAGGCCGUCCCUGCGAUCCCAAGACAUCAAGCCAGCAUUAGGCCAAAUUUGUGCGGCAUGGAGCUGGGCAGAAAACAGGCUGAAUUGUUGGAGCGCAUGCUCAUGAAGGCUGUUCUUCAGGGCUGGCAGUCGAUACUUGGUGGAUACAGGCCUUUUGAACCUCGUGUGCGAGAUGUACCCUGGCAGACUCCUCCAGAGGAACCCCUGCUGGCACGGCCGCGAGGACAGAAUUGGGCGAUGGCUGCUGAGUUGGCGACGCAAGGCUUGGACAAAUGGUCGGAAUCAAGCCAUGAUUCCCUGACUGCAGCGGAUCUCUACGAAGCCUGUGCUCGUGCCCAUGCCACCUUUGCCAGCUGGGCUGUCAGCUCUAGCCGACGGCAGAUGUCAACAAGUCCGGUGGUGGCCGCCUCCGCAGAAGAGGAGGCUGCAGAGCAAGCAGUUCAGCGCGCGCACGAGAGCAUCUCCAAAGAUGUUAUGGAGGAGCUAGAGCAAGCUGCCAUGCAGCCCGCCUCCUCUUGGCCGCCACCUUUGCUGCCUCCACGACCUAUUCUUCCAGGUGACAGAGGUUGGGAUGAUCGUGUCAGACUGGCCUCAGGCCCAAAACGACGGCUGUUUGGGCCAGAAGACGACCACACCACGGAGGAGGUCCUGGUGGUCCAGAGCGAUGGCUAUUUAACAAGCUUCCAUCCAGUACCCAGAGAAAGCCAAGGUGUUCAGAAACCUUCGAAAGACUUGUUGGAUACAGAGGACUAAGAGCGACCGGUCUGAGGACGACGAAACAAAUGACCCAAACGGGUGCAUUUUGUACAUAGACAUAGCAUGACCUGGCUGUUGCACGGGGCCUGCCCUUCCUGUCUUCUUUCUGUUUCUUUGG